Messenger RNA from Anisakis simplex (herring worm), 399 nucleotides. Lineage: Eukaryota; Metazoa; Nematoda; Chromadorea; Rhabditida; Anisakidae. The record is from the annotation of a GenBank genome assembly.
AUGGCACGUCUGACGCUUGGUGACCAGGCAUUCCAAGAGGCACUUCAAGACUACAUCCGAACGUAUCAGUUCUCGAACGCCGAUCAUGAGAUGCUCUUCGCUAAAUUCACAACAGCCGCACAACGUCACGCGAAAACGGAUUGGUGUGGUCGUCCAUUGAACGUUACGAAGUUCCUCGAUCCGUGGUUCCUUCAAGAGUGUUUCCCACUGUUGACCGUAACGAACAACCAGCCCACAUCACCCGCACACGUAACUCAACAACCGUUCAACAACAUUUCAUCACUACCCAUCAGCAAAUUCCCUUACAAUUACAGCUGGCCAAUCCCAUUAGUGAGUGAGAAUUACAAAAACGCCACGCCGCAUUUCAGUUGGAUAAAACCGGGUUCGUGCUCUAACUAA